Messenger RNA from Moesziomyces aphidis, 1806 nucleotides. The record is from the annotation of a GenBank genome assembly. NCBI's taxonomy places the organism in Eukaryota, Fungi, Basidiomycota, Ustilaginomycetes, Ustilaginales, Ustilaginaceae.
AUGGCCUCUGCGAGAGACCCUGGCUGCAUGAGCCUGGCCUACGAGCUCGAGCGCAUCCUGUGGCACAGCGGCACAUGGCGGAUGUACGGCUUGGGUGGGAUGAUGUGCGGGAGUGUGGGGAAAGGCAGGGCCACGGUGGUUAAAUUAGCCGAGCUGCGGAGGGGAAGCGCAAAGAGGCCAGACGCCUCCGAAGCAUCUCGAGCCGGUGCACAAACACUUGCGCCGGUCAACCUGCCAUCGCCCUCUCCCGCCUGCCCCGUCAGCCCCGCUGGCCAGCAUGCCCGCUGGAUUGCUGCCAGUCGGCAACCUGCAAUUCCAAAAGGGAACGAAAAAGUGCCGCUGGCUGCUCAGCCCAUGCCGCCUGCUCCUGCCGCUGCCAGACGAGAAACUGCGAGCGGGAUGGCCGAUGAGACCGAGUCGUCGGCGCUCCAAACCACUCUGGCCACCGCCAUCCUUCCUCCAUACCUUUCCACACGCUCGUCCUUGGUCUCGCCGCUUGGCCCUAGUGCAGCAAGCAUGGCGUCAUCCUCCACAACCGCAGCGCACGUCGCCCCCAACGACCUCACCAAGCUGCUCACCACCAUCCACAAGUCCGUCUCUACACUCAGCGACUCCGUCCGCGCCUUCGAGAAGGAUGUGUCGCAAUCGUCUUCCAGCGACCCCACCGAGAAUCCAUUCGCGUAUCCCGACGGCAUCUCACUCCUCACCGUCAAGAACGAGGCGAUGCUCGACUACCUCCACCACAUCGUAGCCCUCUCCAUCGCCAAAAUAUCGGGCCGCUCUCUCGCCAGUGCCUCCAGCGCAUCCCAAUCAAACGCGAGUGCAUCCACAGAUCUGGUCCGGAACAUGGCCAAGCUGCGUCUCAUGCUCGAGAAGCUUCGUCCGCUCGAGAACCGUCUCAAGUACCAAAUGGACAAGCUCCUCCGUGCAGCCGCCGAUGCCGACAAGGAGGUCAUGCUCGGUCGUGCCGCGCCCGCCUCCGAUGUCAAUGGCAAAUCUAGAUCCAAGCGCCGCACAGGCGGCGACGACGACGACGAUGCCAGCGAUGACGACCUCGCCUUUCGUCCCAACCCGUCCGCCUUCAUGCAAGACAAGGCUCGUGCCCUCUCCAAAUCGUCCAAGCCCAACGACCACCGAUCCAGAUCCAACCGCGACUCGGACUCCGAUUCCGACUCGGACGAUCAGGGCGGCAAGACCGCCGUGUACCGUCCUCCCAAGCUCGUGCCCAUGUCGUAUGAUCCCGACGCGCGCUCCAACAAGAAGGAUCCACGCUUCGCCGACAAGCCUUCGUCCAUCACACGCAACUCGGCGCUUCUGUCCGACCUCACCGCCAGCAUGUCCGCAAACCCGUACGAGGCCUCCUCCGGCGGCGUCGGUGUCGGCGGCCGCGGUCGCCUCGCCUCCAACACUUCCGCACGCGCCAAAGCCCUCGCCAGGAUGGACGAGUUCGAGGAGGAGAAUUUCACGCGUCUCGUCAUGUCCAAGAAGGACGCACGCAAGCGCAGGCGCGACGAAGCAGACGUCGCCCUCGGAGGCGCAGGUCUCAGCUCCGGCCGCGACGGCAGAAGGCGCAUCGGCGGCGGCAUGGAGGAAGAGUUUGGCGACCUCCUCCGAGGCGCAGGUCUCGACGGCCGCAACGGCAAAAAGGCCAAAAAGGCCCAGCAAGCCUACGACACUCUCCGCGCCUCCAGCAAAGCCGGUUCCACCCUCCAGCGAUCCAAAUCCAGCUCCGCACCCUCGCCUGUUCCCCAGGGCGCAAAGUCCAACAAGUUCCGCAGCCAAGUCAAUCGCCAAGCUCGCCGAUAG